This is a messenger RNA of Ixodes scapularis (black-legged tick), 3009 nucleotides long. RefSeq names its product trafficking protein particle complex subunit 12. The transcript has 14 exons. Gene Ontology annotation, molecular function: protein binding. The coding region runs from base 210 to 2285 and encodes 691 amino acids. The record is from RefSeq and is a predicted model, not a curated record. Gene Ontology annotation, cellular component: Golgi apparatus; TRAPP complex. Lineage: Eukaryota; Metazoa; Arthropoda; Arachnida; Ixodida; Ixodidae.
AUGAUCCAAUUGUAUUCAAUCCAAUCCUGCUCGUUUGCAGUUGGCGAGAGCCGGUGGAGCGGUCAUCGACGGUGUUUACAUGACGUUUGUGCACCACCGGUGAUCAGGCCACAAUUCAUUACGUUCGUGGUCAACUCCAACCAAACACACGGACCACACAACCCACGACUGUUCUCAGUCUGCCCCGUCGGCGCGUCGGACACGCAGCCAUGUCCGAGCCCGUCGAAAGUUGCACCAGCAGCGGCCCGGGCGCCGAUCCUGACUCGUCGCAGAGCUCGGUGCGUUGCGGCGACGACGACGACACGGCCAACAUGGAGACCGUGGCACUGGACACCACCGACAUCUACCAGGAGCUGGUGCAGGCCGACGAGGCCGGCCACGACAUGAGCAUAAGCCUGGAUUCAGACCCGGGGAAGGAGGCGGACCUGAAGCGGUACUUUGCGCACACGCCGACGGAUGCGGCCCCCUGCUCCUUCUUCGACUCGCUCUCGGUGAGCACGUCGCCCAUGAUGAAGAGCGUGUCGGAGGCGAGCAUGGUCCAGGCGGCCAGCAGCGUCCAGGAUGCCAUCCCAGAAGCCUUGGCCCAGUCGAGGCCCCUGGAGGAGUCCGGUCUCUUCUUCUCGGUCGGAGAAACGCCCGGCGAAGAAGCCACAGCCGUCAUCGCCCAGGAGGCCCUGGAAGGCACGGUGGAGUUCCACUCCGCUCCGGUCCUGGAGGAGGUGGAGUCCAUCCAGGCGUCGUCGGAGCCGCCGGCAGACACCCGGGCAGCGAGCAGUGCGGACGAGGGUCCAUCUCUGAGCAAGUUCUUCUCGAGCGACUGCAGCGGAGGCGACCAGGAGGGCAAGGCCUUCUUUGACGUCCUUGCUGCAGAGAUUGCUGGCGGGGACAAGUCCAGGAGGUCUUCCGGAAGUGCCAGCCCACUCUCUAUGGUCCAGGAGUCGUGCCUCAUUGCCGACGCGCCUCCGACGGACGACGGUGACCUCUGCGCGUACGACAACUGGUUGCCGUCGGCUGCGACGCGGGAAUUCUUGGCGCGGCUGGCAACUUCGGAGCCCGGGACCGUGUUUCCGGAUCGGGAGCACCUGACCAUGCCCGGAAUCAUUGUGGAGGAACCGCAGGGGGACCCGGUGCGAGCGCUGCUGCAGGAGCACAUAGCAGAGGAGAUGGUGCACCGGCGCACCCUGACUGCGGACGACGUGCCACAGAACGAGGAGGGCCUAAGGCAGCUUCUGGGGGCACAGUGCCACAACGCCGCCAUCAACCUGACCACGAGGCUGCUGACCAGCGUCGGACAAGGUCCGGGGGCCGGAGGCCAUCCGUCCAGGCACAGUCCCCACUCCCUCCAGUUGUGGUACACCAGGCUAGCCCUGUUUGUGAAGUUGCGCAAGUUUGCGCUGGCGGAGGUUGAGGCGGAGGCGUUUGGUGACCUGGACCGCCCGGACCUGUACUACGAGUUCUACCCCGACUCCUACCCCGGGAAGCGAGGUUCGAUGGUGCCCUUUGCGUUCAGGCUACUGUUGGCGGAGCUCCCCCAAUUCCAGGGAAACCACAGCACCGCUCUCAAUGCCCUCUACAAGCUGCUCAACAUCGUGCACCACAUUCUGGCAAACCUGACAAACGGAGUCACGGAGGGCGGCAGCCUUCUUGACAUGAGCGAGCAUGUCAGGCAAGCCUCAAUGAAGCUUUGGGAGGACCGAGAGUGCCGCGUGUACUUCGCCAUCCUCAACUGUGUCCUGAGUCAGAAGGAUUUCGUAGUGGCCAUCAAAGUGGCGAGGAUCCUGCUGGAAAAGAACAGCGGACGGAAGGCACAACUGUACUCAGCCAUCGGCAGGAUAUACCUCCAGCUGGGAGAUGUGGAUAUGGCACAGAGCCACUUUCAUAAGGCUGAGCUGCUCUACUACAACAUGGGGCUGGAAGGGCGACUGGAAGUCCUCAUCAACAAGGGCAUGAUGGCGCUGGCACAGAACAGCUACAGUGACGCUUACCACUUCUAUGAAGAGGCCAGCAAGCUUCAGCCCAAGAACCCACUAUUCGUGAACAACAUGGCGGUGUGCCUGCUGUACCUGGGCCGCCUGGGCGACUCGGUGUCCCUGCUGGAGGCCACGGUGCGCACGGACCCGUCGCUGUGCCUCCACGAGGGCUUCCUCUUCAACGUGUGCACCCUGUACGAGCUGCAGUCGUCCGAGGCCGGCACCAGGAAGCGUGCCAUGCUGCGCCUGGUCGGCAGACACGCCGGGGACGGCUUCAACGCCGCCUCCCUCAAGAUGCAGCCCGCAAAGACCUGAGGGACCUUCCGCGCGCCGUUUUGUACUGCCAAGUUUUUGGGCGAGACGGGUUCGGAAAUUUUGCGGCGCACCGACUGAGCCUCCUUUGCCUUUUAACGUACAGUGCAGUCACCGUGAAAUACGGAGUGUGGCAGGUCCCGAGCAAGAUUGCGGAAGUGGCCGGUAAGAACGUCGAAGAAAGAAUCGAGGCGUUUCUUGGGUUGUCGGCAUUUACUGAUAUGGUAAAAAUAUAGGUAUGACAGACAUGUCUCUUAAUAUGGCUACCCCGCUUAUAGAAAAAUCUUUUGAGUAUGAACAGAGUGAAUACAUGAAUUUUUGUCGCAUUAUAAUGGACGACUCGCAUAAUAGGCAAUUUUUUUGAAGAAAGUGAGCUCGUGUUCAUAUUAACAAAACAUGGCUAUAUGGUGAAGUAUGCUCGUAAUGUCGGUUUAGGUGUUUGGGGUACUGAAUAGGGAGGGCACUGAUAUAGUGAAUACUCCCCCCUUUGAGGAACAGUCUCCACCAUGGAGAGUUUUAUUGUAUAAAAUGGGGCUAGGCUGUCUCCCAUAGAGUCCUCCACAACGCGAAUUGGUGCGUCUGCAGCAAAGCCGGUGUACAAUAUAUAAAUAAGAGGGUGAACUGUUGCCCGUCUUUUUGGCUCAUUGGAGCUACGUGAAAAUUAGUCCUGCAUUGUUUUCAAUUGAUGGUUUUUGUAUUAAAUAUAUAUAAGUGCUUCAAAUGUAAA